Messenger RNA from Anguilla rostrata (American eel), 2456 nucleotides. RefSeq names its product ras homolog family member Q (gene rhoq). The coding region runs from base 414 to 1031 and encodes 205 amino acids. The record is from RefSeq and is a predicted model, not a curated record. Gene Ontology annotation, molecular function: GTP binding; protein kinase binding; GTPase activity. Gene Ontology annotation, biological process: establishment or maintenance of cell polarity; small GTPase-mediated signal transduction; cortical actin cytoskeleton organization. The transcript is spliced from 5 exons. Lineage: Eukaryota; Metazoa; Chordata; Actinopteri; Anguilliformes; Anguillidae.
UCGCAAGCCAGCUCGAGUUGGCAUCAGUGACAGUGAAGUGAGACUGGGGCUAAAGUGGAAGAAGUAGAACGAGCAACGAGGCAGGGACAGGCAGAAGUAGCGUGUCGUGCAUGGACAGGGACGGCAGAUAGAGGUGGGCUUGGCGGGGGUAAAAGGCGAUGCUGUGAUCGUGGAGAGUUUUAGUUUAGGUCUCACAGAAGAACGGCGGCAUGUGCGGAGUGUGUAUGCUGCCUUGAGCGGGGGAAGGAAACCCCUUCACUGCCAAAUUUGGCAACCAGGGAGGAGAAAUGCCAUUUUCAGUUGUUUUGCUGCGGAGCGCAGACGGAUAGGGGCGCUGGUGAUGCUUGCCCGUUGGGGAUCGCCGCUUUGCUAAGGAAAACUGGGCGGCUGAGGAUGUUGAUUUUGUGCGAAUCAUGGCAAAUGGAACUGGCACAAUUAUGCUGAAAUGCGUGGUCGUUGGCGACGGUGCUGUAGGCAAAACUUGUCUGUUAAUGAGCUAUGCCAACGACGCUUUCCCCGAGGAGUAUGUCCCCACAGUGUUUGAUCAUUACGCAGUGAGUGUCACUGUUGGAGGGAAGCAGUACCUACUAGGACUAUAUGACACUGCUGGGCAGGAAGACUAUGAUCGCUUGAGGCCUUUAUCCUAUCCCAUGACCGAUGUCUUCCUCAUCUGCUUCUCCGUGGUGAACCCGGCCAGCUUCCUGAAUGUGCGGGAGGAGUGGGUCCCCGAGCUAGAGGAGUACGCCCCCAGCGUCCCCUUCCUGCUCAUCGGAACCCAGAUCGACCUUCGAGAUGACCCAAAAACCAUCGCCAAACUCAACGACAUGAAGGAGAAACCCAUCACGACAGAGCAGGGUCAGAAACUGGCCAAGGAGAUAGGCGCCUGUUGCUAUGUGGAGUGCUCGGCUCUGACGCAGAAGGGGCUCAAGACGGUCUUCGACGAAGCCAUCAUCGCCAUCCUCACGCCGAAGAAGAGCGCGCUGAAGAGACGGCUGGGGUCGCGCUGCAUCAACUGCUGCCUCAUCACGUGAGAGGGACGGAGAGAGAGAGCGACAGAGCGAGAGAGGAGGAGGAGGGAGGGAGGGAGGGAGGGACAAAGACAACACAACAACAAAACCUGGACAGACAGCCGACACUCAGAGGGGAGGAGCCAGGAGGGAGGAGGAGGGGCCAAAGCAAAGCUGCAGAUUGACGGCAUUGCACGUCUGGGACUCCGCCCACAAGCGCCCGGGCACUUUCUCAGACUCACACCGGCCCGGUGACCCGCUGGGAACUUCAGCUUUACCGGAAAAGAAACCAAAUAACCAAAGUAGCACAAGCUCACCACCGUACCGAAGACUUUUAUUUCCCUCAGAAACAACAUUUAUAAUCACUAUUUUUAUUAAUGUCCCAUUAUUCUUACCUACACCGUUUAAAAAAAAAAAAAAAACACACACAAACACACAGCCCUUUGAACAGCUCUGUUAAAAGAUUCCCAAUACCUUCCAGAUUUACAAAGCCGUAUAAAUAUGUAACAAAAAAUUGCAGUUAUGCUUCUCUUAAAUGUAGGCCAAAAAUAUAUGUUCUUUUUGCCAGUAUUUGCAUAAUGGAAUUUUGGCUUUGAGUUUCAAAGUCCUCUUCGGUUUCCAACACCACAGUGGAACGUCCCGUUGCGUUUGGGGUUCAGUGCACCUCUCUGCGCUUGCUUCGCACCCAUCUACUUGCACUUGUAGGUCAGCUGCUUACGGUGCCAGUAGAUCCAGCCAGGGGCAAUGAUGAGGCCCGUCAGGAACCCAAAAGUGGCCCCCAAGGAGCAGGAAAUGGGCCACACCUUUGAAGAGGGGCACGGAACAGAGGAAAUGCAGUCAGCUUCCCCCAGUAACGUACGGACACACAAGCACAAACUACCCAAAGGGAAGGAGAGGUAACUUUACAACAAACACCCCGCCCACUCCCACUGCUCCAAUCAGGCUCCACUGCCCCAUGUCCCCAGCCAGCAACAUCAUCGGAUGUGUCAAUCACCUUCUUUAAAAAAAAAAAGAAAAAAAAAAAAAAAGGACAAGAUUGCUUAAUCACUGCGUCUUUUUCAGUAUGAGUCUGGGAUUUUCUCUCUUUACGUGUUUGAGGCCUUGCCCGUCGGGCUGGGCUGACCGCUGUGUGGUUCUGUGACAACACCGUCAGCUUGGCCAGUGGGCCUGACCUGGCCUCCGGAGGGCUGGGACCGGACCUCAUCCUCGCACUCUUCUGAGCGGGGAAGACCCAGUACCCUCUGGAUCACAGCCCGCUUCAUUUUACCAUGAUGCACUGUGGAGUGAAAGUGCGUUUUUCCUUUUCUUUUCUAAGUGGACCUUGUCGCACAGUACAUGCUGUUGUUGGGAGUGGAUUGGUCUCACAGCAAAAAUAUCAGUGACCUUUUCUUAUCUUUUUUUUCCUAGGAAGCAUAUGAUCCAAAUAAAAGGUGUAUAUCGUUUUAAGAA